AUGAAUUCCCUGCUCACACAAUCGCUGAGCACGCUCUGCGUCGACCUGAUAUCGGCCCGUCGCAUUGACUACGAGCAAUGCCCGAAUGGAAAUUGCUUGAGAACUUCUUGGCGAAAGGUUGACACUCAGAGCAGACAUGUCAACUUCAUGUUGCGUUCUACUACAGAGAAUGCCAUGGGCAGCUGUAGAGAGAAUGAUUGUCGUCCGAGCUAUGCGCUAGAGUGGCCGUGUACCGUGUUUACCUACAACCGUGUGCUUAUCAGCAAAGUUUGGACCACGGUUACCAGGACGCCAUCGGAUGGUUUAGCGCCCGGUUGA
This is a messenger RNA of Colletotrichum lupini, 318 nucleotides long. RefSeq lists its product as uncharacterized. The transcript has a single exon. The record is from RefSeq and is a predicted model, not a curated record. The coding region runs from base 1 to 318 and encodes 105 amino acids. Lineage: Eukaryota; Fungi; Ascomycota; Sordariomycetes; Glomerellales; Glomerellaceae.